Rana temporaria (common frog) is the source of this 1664-nucleotide messenger RNA. RefSeq names its product keratin, type I cytoskeletal 47 kDa-like. Lineage: Eukaryota; Metazoa; Chordata; Amphibia; Anura; Ranidae. The record is from RefSeq and is a predicted model, not a curated record. Gene Ontology annotation, molecular function: structural molecule activity. The coding region runs from base 51 to 1511 and encodes 486 amino acids. The transcript has 8 exons.
UUUUUCCUUCUAACACAUUCUCUCUCGGUCAGAGCAAAGCCACCAAUACCAUGGCCGGUCGUUUUAGCUCAUCCUCAUAUCAAGUUUCCAGCUCUGGUGGUGGCUAUGGAGGUGGUUAUGGUGGUGGCAGUAGCAGCUUUGGAGGAGGUAGCUAUGGUGGAAGCAGCUUUAGCGCAGGCGGUGGCGGUGGCGGUGGCUAUGGCAGUGGCUUCGGUGGAGGCUUUGGUGGCGGAUCCGGCGGUGGCGGAUCCGGCGGUGGCUUUUCCUUCAGCUCUUCCUCUGGCUUUGGAGGAUCAGGAGCAGGAUCCAGCAGCCUGAACAUGGCUGGAGGCGAGAAGCAGACCAUGCAGAACCUCAAUGACCGCCUGGCCUCCUACCUAGAUAAAGUCAGGGCCCUGGAAACCGCCAACACUGAGCUUGAGCUCAAGAUCCGCCAGUGGUACGAGAAGCAAAGUGGCGUUGGUGUUAGCGGUGGAGACAAAGACUACAGCAAAUACUAUGAUAUCAUCAACGACUUGAGAAGCAAGAUCCUGGCUGCCACUAUUGACAACUCUCGCAUUGUCCUGCAAAUUGACAACGCAAGGCUGGCUGCUGAUGACUUCAGGCUUAAGUUUGAGAAUGAACUGGCUCUCCGCCAGAGCGUGGAAGCUGACAUUAAUGGCCUCCGCAAAGUCCUGGAUGAGCUCACAAUGUCCAGAGGAGACCUUGAACUCCAGAUUGAGAGCUUGGCUGAAGAGCUGGCCUACCUCAAGAAGAACCAUGAGGAGGAGAUACAAGUUGCAAGAAGCAGUGCCGCUGGCCAGGUCAACGUAGAGAUGGAUGCUGCUCCAGGUAUAGACCUCACUAAGAUUCUGAAUGACAUGAGGGCCGACUAUGAAGUUCUGGCUGAUAAGAACCGCAGAGAAGCUGAGGCACAGUUUGCAGCUAAGAGCAAUGAAUUGAAGAAGGAAAUUUCAGCUGGUGUGGAACAGGUGCAGACAACCAAGAGUGAAAUCUCCGACCUCAGACGUACCCUCCAAGGCUUAGAGAUUGAGCUGCAGUCUCAGUUGGCAAUGAAAAAAUCCCUUGAAGACACCCUUUCAGAAACAGAAGGCCGUUAUGGAGGACAGCUCAAUCAGCUCCAGCUUCACAUCAGCGGAUUAGAAGAACAGCUCAUGCAGAUCAGAUCAGACAUGGAACGCCAGAGUAUGGAGUACAGAGAGCUGCUUGACAUCAAGACCAGACUAGAGAUGGAAAUUGAAACCUACCGCCGCCUGCUGGAUGGAGAAUUGGGUCAAUUCUCCCAGUCCCAGAGCUCUUCCUCAAGCUCAUCAAGCAAAGGCAUCGCCUCAUCACAAUCCACCUCACAGGUUUCCUCAUCGUCCGCAACAAAAUCACAGUCACAGACAUCUUCUGUAGAUUCCAAAAAAGACCCAACCAAAACCAGAAAGGUGAAGACCAUCGUUGAAGAAGUGGUAGAUGGGAAAGUCGUGUCCUCAAGAGUAGAGGAGAAGGAAGAAAGAGUGAAUUAAAAAGAAAAGCAACAUUGAAGGAAGACCACUCUGUGGACUUGAAGAGGUGGUGCUGGCUUGUGGUGGGGCACUUUAACAAUUCUUUUGCUACAAAUGAAUAAGACAUGAAGUUGUUUCUCUUUUUUGAUUCAAUAAAACCUUUCUUGCAUCUCA